GGCGCACGCCGAGACGGAAGAGGCGCGGGCCGGGAAAGGAGCUGUCUGGACGCUGCGGCGCCUCGGUCCCCAUGGCGCUGUGGCGCGGCUCUGCGUACGCCGGCUUCCUGGCGCUGGCGGUGGGCUGUGUCCUCCUGCUGGAGCCGCAGCUGCCCGGCUCGGCGCUGCGCUCGCUGUGGAGCUCGCUACAGCUGGCGCCCGCGCCCCCGGGACCCGGCUCCCCUGAGGGCCGCUUGGCGGCCGCCUGGGACGCGCUCAUUGUACGGCCGGCCCGGCGUUGGCGCCGCGUGGCCGUGGGAGUCAAUGCCUGUGUGGAUGUAGUGCUCUCAGGAGUGAAGCUCUUGGAGGCGCUUGGUCUGAGUCCUGGGAAUGGGAAAGAUCACACCAUUCUGCAUUCAAGGAAUGAUCUGGAAGAAGCUUUCAUUCAUUUCAUGGGGAAGGGAGUGGCAGCUGAGCGCUUCUUCAGUGAUAAGGAAGCUUUCCAUGACAUUGCCCAAAUUGCAUCAGAGCUCCCAGGAGCCCAGCACUAUGUAGGAGGAAAUGCAGCUUUAAUUGGACAGAAAUUUGCAGCCAACUCAGAUUUAAAGGUUCUUCUUUGCGGUCCAGUUGGCCCAAAGCUACAUGAGCUUCUUGAUGAUAAUGUAUUUGUUCCACCAGAGUCAUUGCAGGAAGUGGAUGAGUUCCACCUUAUUUUAGAGUAUCAAGCAGGGGAGGAGUGGGGCCGGUUAAAAGCUCCCCAUGCCAACCGCUUCAUCUUCUCCCACGACCUUUCCAACGGGGCCAUGAAUAUGCUGGAGGUGUUUGUGUCUAGCCUGGAGGAGUUUCAGCCAGACCUGGUGGUCCUCUCUGGAUUGCACAUGAUGGAGGGACAAAGCAAGGAGCUCCAGAGGAAGAGGCUCUUGGAGGUUGUGACCUCCAUUUCUGACAUCCCCACUGGUAUUCCAGUUCACCUAGAGCUGGCCAGUAUGACCAACAGGGAGCUCAUGAGGAGCAUUGUGCAUCAGCAGGUCUUCCCCGCGGUGACUUCCCUUGGGCUGAAUGAACAGGAGCUGUUAUUUCUCAGCCAGGCGGCAUCUGGACCUCACUCGUCCCUCUCUUCCUGGAAUGGUGUCCCUGAUGUGGGUAUGGUCAGCGACAUCCUCUUUUGGAUCUUGAAGGAACAUGGGAGGAGUAAAAGCAGAGCCUCAGACCUCACCAGGAUCCAUUUCCACACGCUGGUCUACCACAUCCUGGCAACCGUAGAUGGACACUGGGCCAACCAGCUGGCAGCUGUGGCUGCGGGAGCUCGCGUAGCCGGGACACAGGCCUGCGCGACAGAAACCAUAGAUGCCAGCCGAGUGUCCCUGAGGGCGCCCCGCGAGUUCAUGACUUCCCACUCAGAGGCCGGCUCCAGGAUCGUGAUAGACCCCAGCAAGCCGGUCGCAGAGUGGCACAGGGAGGGGGUAUCCUUCCACUUCACACCAGUACUGGUGUGUAAAGAUCCCGUUCGAACCGUGGGCCUCGGAGAUGCCAUUUCUGCCGAAGGCCUCUUCUAUUCAGAGGUCCGCCCUCACUAUUAGGGAGGUGGCCGUUUCCCUGAGGAGAGCUAGCCGAUGUAAGAACUACAGGCAAAAUAGGAUGGAGGGUGUCAGAACAGUUUCUAGAGCUAAUUGAAAGAUAGCCAAAGAGACAACAGAUUAAACUGUAUCAGAUACAUUCCAGCCUGUUGAAGAUUUCACAAAAACAUUUCAGGUUUUAAUCAAAAUUUAGCUGUCUACUAACGAGACUGGAUUUUUGGUUUUUUAUGUUGUGUGUUACAGGGGUAAAACUUGAUUCCCAUAUUCACAUUUUACGCAGCCUUGCCAAGUAUCUUAGGCCAGACUUUGCCCUGGAGAGCAUGUCAGCUGGAAAAAGCACUUCCCCUGUUGCCCCCCGAGGAAGCGCAUGCUCGCUCACCCGAACUCCCGGUCUCCAGUAAAGCCCAGCGUGAGGGUCCCGUG
Molecule: messenger RNA, 1979 nt
Organism: Neofelis nebulosa (Clouded leopard)
Lineage: Eukaryota; Metazoa; Chordata; Mammalia; Carnivora; Felidae
Gene: ADPGK
Product: ADP dependent glucokinase
Exons: 7
Coding region: 72-1559 (495 amino acids)
Biological process (GO): glucose metabolic process
Cellular component (GO): endoplasmic reticulum
Molecular function (GO): ADP-specific glucokinase activity
Source: RefSeq, a predicted model, not a curated record